Messenger RNA from Leptomonas pyrrhocoris, 2672 nucleotides. RefSeq lists its product as hypothetical. The record is from RefSeq and is a predicted model, not a curated record. The coding region runs from base 453 to 2672 and encodes 739 amino acids. Lineage: Eukaryota; Euglenozoa; Kinetoplastea; Trypanosomatida; Trypanosomatidae. The transcript has a single exon.
AGCUAUUAUUUCAUUCUUUUAAGCAUUUUCUUUUCCAUCUUGAAGUGUCAUUUUGUCAGCGCUACCUCUUUCUCUCAUAGCACGUUUGCUUUGUUCUUUUUUUCUCCCCCCUGUUCUGCCUAUUGCCGUCGACUGAACAGGCACCACAGAGGGUUUUCUUUUGCUGAGCUACUUGACCGCCACUUUGUAAAAGGGCCAGGUUGUGUAGAAAACGAAUACUCUUUUCCACCCGUCUCUGCCGGUUGCACAUGAGGAGACGAGACCACAAUACAAUACCUUUACUCGCUACGUUGAAAAGCAAAGGAAAGGAAGAAAACUAUUAGGUUUGAGAGAAAAAAAAGAGCAGCUGCUGAUCAUCAGCGUGUUCAUGCCACUUCCCUCGCGCACUUGAAACUCACACUUCCGUAGUAUCACUUUUUUCCCCUCUUUGUUCACGCGCACAAGUCUUCACCAUGCCUUCCGAGUCGUGCCGUUGGUACCCCGACACGGUCACCAAACACAAGCAAGGCGAGGGCUACACCAUCUCCCGUGGCAAGUACCGCAACCCGUUUGACCUGGCUACGCGCGAUGCCCGCAUCACCAGCUACAGCCGCGUCAACCGCCAAUCCGCCAAGGCGAAGGCCAUCAUCUCGCAGCUGCACCCGCAGUUUCGCGGCCUCGCGACGGGCGUGACGUGCGAUUUCGUGCUGCGCUCGUCGAUCACGCAGCUCGGCGUCAACGCGGAGAACGUCGUCAUCAACAUCGACCACGCCAAUCGCACCUGCACCAUCUCGAUGGACCUGGUGGCCUUGUCGCCGCUGGCAGUGCUAAUGCUGGACUACAUCAACGUCGGCGCCCACGUCGGCAAGCUCUUCGCGUUGGAGGGCAACCGUGUCGUGCGGGAGAUGAGCUACAUUGCGCGUCUGCUGCACGCGGUGAACCAGCGUGGGCAGCAGCUACUGGUGUACGGCGUCGGCGCCGAACCCUCGUGGGACCUGCAGAUCAUCGACGGGCGCGUGGUGGCAUACCUGCCCGUACUGCAAGGCACCUUCACCUACAGCGGCGAGAUCCACGGCCUGCUACCCACGAUCGGGGCGGCGCUGUGCACCGGCACCGCCUACAAGGACCUCAUUCGCCUUCACCAGGAGUUCCACGAAGGGCACACGCGUGUCGCCUCGGCGUUCGGCGUGCUGAUGGUGCGCGGCUACUCCAUGCACUUCCGCACCGUGUUUGGACGUGUGGUGGACAGCCUGCUGCCAAAAGGGCUGCACUCCAUGAGCUCCCGCAUGAUUGAGCCGGAGGAGGGUCUCUUCGACGUCGGCAGUCGUGACCGCACCUUCGUCUUCUACGGCGACUCCGUUGACGAGUUGACGCACAUUCCCAUCGAGUUCUACACUCUGGAGUCCUACCGCGAGCAGGUGCCGUUUUCGCUGCGCAAGACGCUCGCCGAUCGCUGCAGCACAACCAGCGAUAUCCUGCGCGCCUUCAAGAGUGCGCCGAAGGGCGACUUGCCGUGCUGCGCUUUUCUCUGCAAAGGAGGCCAGUUCCUGGAAAUGUCGGACGACGACUGGAUCGUGGCCGACCCGAGGCAGACCACCUACGUCGGACUCGAGAACCCAGAGGAGCAGCAGGAGCUGGUGCAGCGCUACACGUAUCAGCAGUGCGAGUACGCCAUUCUUUCCGCUAUCGCCACCGACGAUAUCUCCAGCGACGGUGUCCUCUUCACCCGCUACUUUCCCUCGCCGUGCCUCAAGUCACUCAUUCUGUCGCGCGCCGUGGGCAAGAAGCUGCGGGCGAUUUUCUUCACCAAAGCCUCGCGGCACUACGGCUCCUUCUUUAGCCAGGAGGACGCGGCCAUGCUCGGCGACUUGAACACGUUUGGCAUUGCCGUUUUUCAUGUCAAUGAGGCAAAAGGUGAGGUCUGCCAGUACAUCCGCCGUCCCGGUCGCGACUCCGGCGCGUUCGUCCCGCUGGAGCGGCGCCAGGAGUACAUCAACGCGACCUUCUUCGGCGUGUACGGGUCGAACCUGGUCGCGGGAGACUUCGAGGCGGAGCUCAUGACACUGCUAAGUGGCAUUCUGCACAUCAAGAGGUCCUGCAAGCAUCCGCUGCUGAACGACGCGAAGCCGCUGGCGCUGGUGACCGGGGGAGGGCCAGGUGCGAUGGAGGUGGGCAACCGCGUCGCCAAGUCUCUCGGCAUUCUCUCCUGCGGCCUCAUCGUGGACUUUGGCAGCGUCGCCUCCAAGCCCGGCUCGACCAUCAACGAGCAAAAGCAGAACACGUACGUCGAGGCGUACUUCACGUACCGCGCGGACAAGCUGGUGGAGCGGCAGUCGGACUUCAACUUGGACUUCCCCAUCUUUCUAACCGGCGGCAUCGGCACCGAUUUCGAGUACGCGCUGGAGGAGGUGCGCCGCAAGGUGGCCACGGUGCAGCCGUACCCGAUGAUACUCUUCGGCACGCCGGAGCACUGGGGCGAAAAGUUGUCCGGCCGCUUCCAGACCAAUUUGCACAGCGGCACCAUCAAAGGGUCGGAGUGGAUCUCCACCAUUCCGUGGGUGGUCUCGUCUGGCACCGAGGCGCUCGAGGUAUACCGCCACUUCUUCGAGAACCGACUUCCCAUUGGACCCGGGUACCCCCUCAGCGAGCGCGGCUUCAUGGUCGCUGCGGAGUAUCUCGCAAAGGCGAAGUAA